Acomys russatus (golden spiny mouse) is the source of this 1095-nucleotide messenger RNA. It is a transcript of the gene Hmgn1, whose product is annotated as high mobility group nucleosome binding domain 1. Gene Ontology annotation, molecular function: nucleosomal DNA binding. The transcript has a single exon. Gene Ontology annotation, cellular component: chromatin; nucleus. Bases 47 to 340 code for a protein of 97 amino acids. NCBI's taxonomy places the organism in Eukaryota, Metazoa, Chordata, Mammalia, Rodentia, Muridae. Gene Ontology annotation, biological process: chromatin organization. The record is from RefSeq and is a predicted model, not a curated record.
GUGACCUGCUGUGCAGCGCACGCGUCUCCCAGCUCGGGCCGCCACGAUGCCCAAGCGGAAGGUUAGCGCGGAUGGAGCGGCGAAGGCGGAGCCCAAGCGCCGCUCCGCGAGGCUGUCGGCCAAGCCCGCCCCUGCCAAGGUGGAGGCGAAGCCGAAGAAGGCCGCGGGAAAGGAUAAAUCGUCAGACAAAAAAGUGCAGGCAAAAGGGAGGAGAGGAGCAAAGGGCAAACAGACGGAAGAGGCUGACCAGCGAGCUGCAGCGCCGCCUGCGGAGAACGGAGAGACGGAGAGCCAGAGUCCAGCCUCUGAGGUAGAAGAGAAAGAAGCCAAGUCCGACUAAUGAUCCAUCGUGUCUGUCAGUGGUCCCUGCCUCCCUUCUUGUACAAUCCAGAGGAAUAUUUUUAUCAACUAUUUUGUAAAUGCGAGUUUUUUAGUAGCUCUAGAAACAUUUUUAAGAGGUGGGGGAAUCCUACCUCAUCCCAUUUUUUAAGUGUAAAUGAUUUUUUUAAGAGGUUAAAUCAUUCUGCUGGUUGUUUAUUUUUUGGUACAACCAGAAAACAGCAGGAUACUAAAUCAGGAGAGGCUGUGACUGUCUCGGGGGUCACCAUAACAUUCCGUAGAGGGGCUAGUUUUAUAUCCUACCGCACAGCGUGCUAAACGGCAAUUUGGAGUCUCAGUCGUGCAUUCGUGUCUGGAAUAUUAAUAUUUUCAGUUAGAUCUGGUCUCCUGUUCCUAGUAGAGCUGUUUCCUAAGAAAACCACUCCUUGGUCCUUGCCCUGUCAGAACUGUAACGUCUCUGGUCAUGGCAGUCCAUUUUUCUAAUAAUUGUGAUAAUGUGCUGUGAAAGGUCGAAAUUUUGAGUAUUUACUGUUUGUGGGAUAAAAUUGUGAGUCAGUGGAAUUGAGGAUUGUGAGCAUUUGAUUGUUAUGUGGGUCUUAAGGAAAACCUGUCAAAUUUGAGUCUGGAACGUUAGUAGAACAAGUUCCAAGAGAGAACUCAGUGGCUUUUCAUGUGGGUACAUGAACACACUAUGUGACUUCAGAGUCUAGGUACUUUUGUUACGAAUUGAAAUGUCUGUAUCUGUUCCUCAGCCAA